Messenger RNA from Dendrobium catenatum, 1002 nucleotides. RefSeq names its product BRI1 kinase inhibitor 1. Gene Ontology annotation, cellular component: plasma membrane. Bases 85 to 801 code for a protein of 238 amino acids. The transcript has a single exon. The record is from RefSeq and is a predicted model, not a curated record. Gene Ontology annotation, molecular function: kinase inhibitor activity. Lineage: Eukaryota; Viridiplantae; Streptophyta; Magnoliopsida; Asparagales; Orchidaceae.
GAAGAAUUGAAGUACUCUCUAGCCCCCUCCAUCAUCCUCCCUUCUCCUGAGACUCAAAAUAGUUAUCUUGACCGACCGGCCGUCAUGUUCAACGAAAACGAAAUAAACCAAAAGGAAAAUGAAGCCUGCAACGCUAAAUCGUCGCCACCACCAGCAGAAGCUUCUCCUCCCCCCCUAAGCCCAUCUCCUUCCCAUGAAUUCUCCUUCACAAUCUCCCUCAACCAUCACAAUUGCACCUCAGCUCCUUACCAACCCGACCUCGUCCCCGCCGACGACAUCUUCUUCCUCGGUCACCUCCUCCCACUUGAAAAAUUACAAAAUACAAAGCCCGGUGAAGGUUAUAAUACCUCCAGCAAUACUAAAAGCAAGCACAAACCUUCGUUCUCUUCUUUGCUUGGUCUCACCAAGUGGCUCAGGAGGAGCGACGACGAGAAAGGGGAAAGUAAGAAGAAGAAGAACAAGAAGUCAUUGGACUUGCGUUGUUGUUGGCAGAAGGUGGGUCCCUCUGUAUCUUUUAAAUGGGAGAAAGAGAAAGGGGAUCUAAGGCGGCGGCCCUGCUCGUUCUCUGGGAAGGCCAAUGACUCUCGAGAAGGUUCGGCGAGGUGGCGGUGGCGAGGGGAGUUCUCGGCACCGGCGUCGAUGUGGACAUCGCCGACCAAUAGCGGUAUCAAUGUGGCGUCGUCCGCCGCCACAACCGCCGCCUCGGACGAGAGCACGAUGGUGGAACUCCAGAACGCUGUUCAAGCCGCCAUAGCACACUGCAAGAACUCAAUUGCUGUAAAGGAGGAAAUUUUAACUUGAAGCUAAAACUCUAUAUGGAAUUCUUCAUCUUCAUUGACUGAUUGAUUCAUGCAUGGAGAGAUUUAUACAAUGGAGUUAAAAGAAUUUCUCAGGGAGUUUUAUGUAAGGAAUUACUUAUGUGAUUUCUAAUUCAGCUUAGCUAAUAAGAUCUUGAUUUUCUCUUUCUCUCUAUCUUUAAAUUUGGAAUGAAAAUCUUCAAGA